Messenger RNA from Lycium ferocissimum, 1642 nucleotides. RefSeq lists its product as uncharacterized. The coding region runs from base 317 to 1432 and encodes 371 amino acids. The record is from RefSeq and is a predicted model, not a curated record. Lineage: Eukaryota; Viridiplantae; Streptophyta; Magnoliopsida; Solanales; Solanaceae. The transcript has 2 exons.
CCAUCUCACAAAAUCCACCCACCACCUUUCUUUGUUCGUUUUCCCCUCUCUCUCGAACCCAAAAAUUCUUUUCUAAAUUCCAAAAGAUCCAACUUUUACCGUUCGGUUGGGAGAAGAAGAGUAGGAGGGAGAGAAGAAAAAUCACAACCUUUCCCUUCUCCUCUCUUCUCUCUCCCCCCAAAAAAAUACAACCAAAAAACUAUGCAUGCAUUCCAGGCCUCCUUCAUUAACAUAACAUUCUCAUUCUCAUCACCUCCGUCACCGUUACGGCGGCCAGGACUUAAACGUCCUAGGCCAUCACCCACCACAUCAUCCUAUGAGACUCCUCUCUUCCCCUCCUCCCUUUAAUGGCUUGGAGGCUUCGUCCUCGUCUUUGUCACGUUUGAUUUAUUCAUCACGUCCUCCUGCUCCUUCUCCUUCUCCUUCUCCUUUCGAGUUACUAUUAACCGAUCCUACUUCUAAACCUUCUGUCCUUCUCCCUUCUAUUCCUAUUGCUGACGGCGCUUCUGAUUUUGCCACCUUCUCUUUUGUUUUCGGUAUUCUUCUCCUCUCUCUAUUUUCUUUCGCUUUUAUCUUCCAUCUCAGGAUUAGAUCACGUCAAUUGCCUCAUUUACAGAAUUUCAAUUCUCUUUGGGCUGUCAGAUUGCUUCUCGUUCUCUUCGCUUCGCUUUGGGCUGUUAACGAAGUUAUUCGCUUACCCUUUAUUCGUCGAAGAUAUCUUUACCCUUUUUUGCCAUCUCUUUCCCUGCAUCAACAAGCCGAUCUUUGUAAGGUUCACGUGGUUCUUUCAUUGGGUUUCUUCGAGCCAGGUUUCCUAAUUACUCUUCUUUUCUUGGUGAACGAGUCGAUUAAAACGCAAAAUCCUUUUCGGACGUGGGGUGUUGCACUCGUCUGUUUAGCUUGUUCUCCAAUUCUCCUUCUACAAUCGUUCUUCGUGUUUUUCUCGCCAUUGGAAGCGAAAUUACCCAUAUAUAUGCAUACGAGUUCUUACGUUUCGACUGACCUUUUAGGAAACAAAUCCGUGCUCUGCACCUACCCGUUGUUCAGUUGCAUUGUGUUUGGGGUAUUCAGCAUUGCUUAUUCGUUAGCAUUUUUGUUGUCAUGUUGGAGGGUUGUGGCCUUUGUGAUCAACAAGAAAAUUCGGGUCCGGUUGAAUAUGCUUGCUACAUCGUUCUUGAUAUUAUUGCCAUUACAGAUUCUUUGCUUAGGGUUGUCGCCGUUGUGGCAGCCGGCAGAACCUACACAUGGAUAUGCUAUCCUGGCGAUGGACCUUGCCGUUGCAUGGUGCGUGGUGAUUGGGGAGGUUAUUUUGAUAAUAAGGCCAAUUGCAGAUGCAUUAGCUGCCGGUGGAGCAUGUUGCCCCUGGAGUCCCGGUAGCAGGUCAGGACGGCCUAACGGUGACGGGAAGAGGGUGGAUAAUGGGAAUCGAUAACGAUAAGCGGAGGCCAUGAUGGUCUGUUCCAACCAUUGUUUUUCAAGAGAUAAGAUGAAGGGGGACAAUUUUUGACGAUUUCAGUGUGUAAAAUGCUUGGUGGUUCAUCAAGCCUAGAGAGGGGGGUUAUUUAGUAAGUUACACUGUGUUUACAAGUACUACUUAUUUAUUACUCCUCGGAGGAAAAUGUGUACAGCAUUCUGUUUGAUA